This is a messenger RNA of Lampris incognitus (smalleye Pacific opah), 2907 nucleotides long. RefSeq names its product diacylglycerol kinase beta (gene dgkg). The record is from RefSeq and is a predicted model, not a curated record. Gene Ontology annotation, molecular function: ATP-dependent diacylglycerol kinase activity; calcium ion binding. The transcript is spliced from 26 exons. Gene Ontology annotation, cellular component: plasma membrane. Gene Ontology annotation, biological process: intracellular signal transduction; diacylglycerol metabolic process; lipid phosphorylation. NCBI's taxonomy places the organism in Eukaryota, Metazoa, Chordata, Actinopteri, Lampriformes, Lampridae. The coding region runs from base 205 to 2907 and encodes 900 amino acids.
UGUGGCAUCGGUUAGCCGAGCCCUCCACCUUCAGCGUGCCGGCCAGGGGCUUGUUAUAGAGAGGCAGAGAUGACAGCACACCUCCUCACCUCCGUCUUAUUACAUGACCUGACCCAAGGAUAACAAGUCCUUCAGCAGCACCGCCCGCGGCCCAGCACAACCGUACACCAGCAGUCCCAUCCCUGACCACCGGCUACAGGCAGGAUGGGAGACGGGACAUGGGUUUGCCUGAGCCCAGCCGAAUUUGCCCAGUUGCAGCAGUACAGCCAGUACUCCACUAAGAAGCUAAAAGAUGUGUUGGAGGAGUUUCACGGUGACGGAGUCCUCUCCAAAUACAACCCUGAGCAGAAGCAAGAUGUUCUCAAUCAACCCAUUGACUACGGGGGCUUCCAGCUCUUCAUGACCACCUACCUGGAGAACGACAUCCCUGAAGAGCUGUGUCAGCAUCUCUUCACCUCCUUCAAGAGCAAGACCGGAGGAGGCUGCUCCCCCGACGUGCCCCGUGCAGGAGCAGGCAUGCUGGAAGCUCGUUCCAUUGAUGCAGGCAUCUCUAUACAGACUGAAGUGGCCUGUGCCCCUAUUACAGGGAUAAAUGGGAAGAGCAUCCUGUCAGCCAUGGGCCGACACACACCGGAGCACUCCAGCGCAGUGAUCACGGCAGGCUCAGGGGCCACCACCUCCCCUUGCUCGUCCCGCUCCUCCUCGCAGCGUUCAGGGACAGGGGCCCACACACCGGCUGGGCCCCACUGCUCUCCCUGCACCCACGUCAAACCCUCAGAUGGUAGCAACAACACCCUCACCCCCAACGCGGGCCCUGCCAGGUCCCCGGUGUCCCCCCGCCUCUCACCAGAGAGGAAUCGGUCAGAGAAGCGCCUGUCGCUGCGUAGGAGCCCGUCGCCCCAGAAGGGCUCCUCUCUACCGUCGCCCCAGGUGGUCUUCUUGAAGGACAUCGUCUGCUACCUCUCCCUGCUGGAGAGGGGCACGCCAGAGGACAAGCUGGAGUUCAUGUUCCGGCUGUACGACACAGACGGCAACGGAUUGCUGGACAGUUCAGAACUGGAUCGUAUUAUAAAUCAGAUGGUUCACGUUGCAGAGUACCUGGAGUGGGACUCGACAGAACUGCGACCGAUUCUCAAGGAAAUGAUGGAGGAAAUAGACUUCGACCGAGAUGGGACAGUCACGCUGGAGGAGUGGAUCAGAGGAGGCCUCACCACCAUCCCUUUACUGGUCCUACUGGGCAUGGAGACAAAUGAGCAGGAAGACGGGCAGCAUGUGUGGCGACUAAAGCACUUCAACAAGCCGGCCUACUGUAACUACUGCCAUACCAUGCUGCUGGGAGUCCGCAAGCAGGGCCUCUGCUGCUCCUUAUGCAAGUACACAGUCCAUGAACGCUGUGUUUCCAAAGACAUUGCUCCCUGCAUCAGCACCUACGCCAAGUCCCGCAGACACACAAAUGCUAUGCAGCAUGUGUGGAUGGAGGGCAACUCUCCCACCAAGUGCGACCGCUGUCACAGAAGCAUCAAGUGUUACCAGGGCCUAACAGGCCUGCACUGUGUCUGGUGUCAGAUCACUCUCCAUAAUAAGUGUGUAUCAAAUGUGAAACCGGAGUGUGAUGGAGGAUCCCUGAGGGACCACACUCUGCUCCCCUCCUACAUAUGCCCAGUUGUGUUGGACCGUCAUUCGGUGGUGAAGCGUGGCGAGGGCGAGUCUCCACCCAGCACCAGCCCUGACGACCCAAAUCAAACUUUCAAGUUCACCGCCGGAGACGGGCAAGCACUACAAAUCACCCCUCUCCCAGGAACCCACCCUCUCUUGGUCCUGGUCAACCCAAAGAGUGGCGGGAGACAGGGGGAGCGGGUUCUGAGAAAGUUCAGGUAUUUGCUGAAUCCCAGACAGGUGUACACUUUGGAUCAAGGGGGACCAGUGGUGGGGCUAAACUUUUUCCAUGAUGUCCCUGAUUUCCGGGUGCUAGCAUGCGGAGGUGACGGCACCGUGGGCUGGAUCCUUGACUGCAUCGACAAGGCCAACUUUGCCAGGCAUCCUCCAGUGGCCAUCCUCCCUCUAGGCACCGGGAAUGACCUGGCACGCUGCCUUCGCUGGGGAGGAGGCUAUGAGGGUGGCAGCCUACUCAAGUUCCUGCGGGAUAUCGAGCAUAGCACGGAGGUGGUGCUGGAUCGCUGGAACAUAGAUAUCAUCCCUGACGACAAGGAGGAGAAAGGAGACCCUGUCCCUUACAGCAUCGUCAACAACUACUUCUCUAUAGGAGUGGAUGCCUCCAUUGCCCACCGCUUCCACCUGAUGCGGGAAAAGCACCCAGAGAAGUUCAACAGCAGAAUGAAGAACAAGCUGUGGUACUUUGAGUUUGGCACUACUGAGACCAUAUCUGCCACAUGCAAGAAGCUUAAUGAAUGCAUCGAGGUUGAGUGCGAUGGGAUCAUCUUGGACCUCAGCAACACCUCCUUGGAGGGCAUAGCUGUGCUCAACAUUCCCAGCAUGCACGGUGGCUCCAACCUGUGGGGCGAGACCAAGAAGAGGCGUAACUACAACCGCAUGAGCAAGAAAGUACCGGACAGGAUGCCUGCAAGCACCGUCACUGACGCUAAAGAGCUCAAGUUCUGCAUGCAGGACUUGAGUGACCAGUUGUUGGAGGUGGUUGGUCUGGAGGGGGCCAUAGAGAUGGGACAAAUCUACACAGGACUGAAGAGUGCCGGACGCAGACUGGCCCAGUGUGCCAGGGUUACCAUCAGGACAUCCAGACUGCUGCCCAUGCAGAUCGAUGGAGAGCCGUGGAUGCAGCCCCCCUGCACGGUCAGGAUCACACACAAGAACCAGGUACCAAUGUUACUGGGCCCUCCUCAGAAGACGCCGUUCUUUUUCUUCAAGAAACGCAACCGGAGCCGCGACUAG